Molecule: messenger RNA, 3528 nt
Organism: Ostreobium quekettii
Lineage: Eukaryota; Viridiplantae; Chlorophyta; Ulvophyceae; Bryopsidales; Ostreobiaceae
Source: the annotation of a GenBank genome assembly
AUGCACAUCGCCAUGGGGACCAGUGCCGACCCUGUGGGCGUGCUGACGCGGCUCGAGAAGCCGAUUUUCGAGGGCGGGGUGGGGGAGUGCCUGCGGAUCCGGGAGGACGAUUCCCGGGUGGGCCGCCCGGCGUUGGGGGCCAGCGGCGAUGAUUGCGUCGCGCGGACGCCGGGAUGCUCGCUCGAGAACGGGGGAAUGGCAUCGGGCGGCGGGGAGGCAUGCGAGGAAGGGAAUAAAGGGGGACCCGGCGCGGAGGAGGGCGCGGAGGAGGGCGGGGAGGAGGGGGCGGGAUUGGCGCCGGUGGUCUUUUGCGCGCCGGCCGACGUGUCGCUGAUCGCCAAGGACUCGAACAAGCUGACGAUCCAAUGGGGGAAGAGCCGGCGCUUGGAGGGGCCUGAUCCGGCUGGCCUGGCCGUGCGGUACACGGUGGAGACGCAGCAGGUGGACGUGCCAUCGGGCCGGGAGACGCCCAACGGGGAAGAGGCGGCGGCCCUCGUCAACUCCGACCUGUGGCGUGCGGCCGCGCAGACCGCGGACUCCUGGGCGCAGAUUCGGGGCCUGCGGCCGGGACGGUACUACGCGAUUCGCGUCGCGGCGGCGCCGCGCUGCGACGAGCCAUGCCUGCGGCUGUGGGUGCCGGCGGCAUCAGCGGUCGCGGUGUUCCACACGACGCCCAGCGCGCCGGGCGCGCCGCAGCCGCCCCAGCUGACAAGCCGGGAGCGGACCAGCCUGAAGUUCAAGUGGAAUGUGCCUGAGAGCGGGGGCCUGAACAUCAUCGACUUCCGCCUGCAACUCCGGCCGCCGCCUGCGACUGCGAAGGACGACGUGGACGAAGAGGGCUUCGCAGAGAUAUUUUGUGGCUUGCAGCGGAGUUUCAGAGCAACAAAGCUGCUUCCGGGCGUCAAAUACACUGCCCGAGUGAAGGCCAGAAACGAACUAGGGGAGGGCCCCUGGAGUUUGCACAGUGUCUUCACAACAGAGGCAUCAGUGCCAGCAAUGCCCGAGCCUCCCCGACAGGUCCAUGUCUCCUCGGCAUCUGUCUCACUACAGUGGGAUGCUCCUAAAGACAAUGGGGCUAGGAUAGACUUGUACACAUUGGAAGCAUGGAACGAGGAGGAUGACUGCUUUCGACCAGUUUACUGCGGACAGUCUCCGCAGUGUGCGAUUUCUGAUUUGGAGAGCGGUGCCACCUACAGAUUUAAGGUUCGCGCAGAGAAUCAGGCUGGCAAGAGCAAGUGGAGUGGUACAACAAUAGUUCACAUUGCGCCCAGUGCUCCUGGCCCUCCACGUAUGCUAUCUUGCCAGAGUUCAACCAAGACAUCAGCUUCAUUCUCCUGGGCACCUCCAAGGUACACUGGAGGAAGUGAAAUCAGCUGCUACGAGGGUGAGGUAAUGCCCUUGUCCAGGCCUGCGGGAAAGUCCACAUGGACGACUGUCUACAGCGGCCAGGCUCACUCCUGCUCUGUGGGCAGUUUGACACCAGGGUGCACUUAUCAGAUCAGGGUCCGGGCGAGCAAUGCGGCAGGUUGGGGCCCAAAAUCACAGUGCACCAAGUUCACCAGCGAGCCCGGGGUCCCAGACAAGGUGCCUGUGCCCACCGUUGUCUCACUUGGCUCAACAAGCCUCAAAGUGUCCUGGAAAGCCCCUGCCCACGAUGGUGGCUCGAACAUAACGGGGUACCAGCUGCAGUGUUGCGAGGCUCGCAAGGUUGCCAGUGACAGUGCCUCUGUCUUCAAGGGGGUUUACUAUGGCAGCCUGUGCAGUUGGGAGGCAGGUGGCCUGCUUCCUGGGAAGGAGUAUGCAUUCCGGGUUCAGGCGGUUAACGCCUGUGGUGCCAGCAGUUGGAGUACAGUGACGAAGGGAACUACAAAGGCUGGCGUGCCCGACAUUCCGACACCACCCACUGUGCGCGAGUCCAGCAGUGAUAGCCUGACUCUCUGUUGGAUCCCUCCAGAUGGCAGGGGAUCGACUGUCAGCAGCUACACGGUGCAGCUGGCACAGGAGGGUGGCCGUUGCAAUGGCUUUGUGUCCCAUGAGGAGCACAGGAAAGCAUGUGCUGGCAGUACCGAAGGCAUGGGCUCUGGCAACGAGGCAGAGCCACUCUUGGACCAUGGGGCAGGAGUCUCCGCUGGGGGUAUGUGUAGCAGUUGCGAUGGAGGGGCCUUGGACUUCAGCGAUGUGUAUACUGGAAGUCAAGUGCAAUGUAGGGUGCCAGGGCUGCAUGCCGGCACAACGUACAGGGUACGGCUGAGGGCAUCCAACAAGGCGGGUAGCAGCCAAUGGAGCAAGGCAGUUGCGUUCAAGACACAGGCAGCUGCCCCUUCUUCUCCAAGGAACCUUCAGGCCACAGAGGUCUCCACAAACAGCGUGCACCUCUGCUGGGAGCAUCCCUUGUGUGACAACGGCUCCAAGGUCUGCAUGUAUGCACUUGAGCGGUUAUCACAAAGGAGCAAGAAGGUCGCCUGGGUGCAGGAAUACCAGGGGCAAGCCACCAGCACAAGCUACACUGUGGCCCCCCUGCGGAAUGGUUGUGAGUACCAGUUUCGUGUGCGUGCUGUGAAUGGCUGUGGAGCUGGACCUCCCAGUGAGACCUUAAUGGUGGAAACUGCCGCAGCGCCUCCUGGUGCACCUGAGGGCCCCACCUUUGCACAGAGGACCCCAACAUCUGUGCGUGUGAAAUGGGCACCUCCAGACAGGGAGAAUGGUGCCCCAGUGACGCAGUACAGACUGGAGGCAGCGGAGGCAGGGGGCGCCUUCAGGGAAGUUUACUCAGGCUACUCCACAUACCACAAAGUGACUGGCCUGGCGGCCGGCCAGCAGUACCUAUUGAGGGUCAGGGCCGUGAACGCAGCUGGUGCGGGACCUUGGAGCGAGGCGAUGCCAGUCGUCAUGGCCCUCGCGCCUCCCACGCCACCCACUAACCUGUCGGUUACCUCCAGCAUGGACAAUGACGGGGCAAUCCAUGGUGAAGGGACGGCCCUGGACAUCGCCUGGGAGCAUGACGAUCGCGCCAGCACUCCGGCCGCGACCUUCGAGGUGGAGGUGUGCCCCAGCAAGGGCAGGGGCGGCCAGCUGAGGACCUCCGCGGUGAGGCGGGUGGUGGCUGAACGCUCCUGCAGGGUGGGGAGCCUCCCUUCGGAGACGUCCUUCGUAGUGCGGGUGCGGGCCGUGGGCGCCAAGCCCUCGGCGCACAGCAAGUGGGCGGAGGCGUAUUCGCUCACCACCCCGGGCUUGAAACGGCUUCGGGCGCCCAGCCCCUCGGAGAGCGGAUCUUCUGGCACGACGACGGUCACGUCCAGCUCCAGAAGCUCCAAGAGCACCGUCUCUGACCUGUCCGACGACUCCAUGGCGUCGUGCGCUCGCAGCAGCGCCAGGAGCUCGCCUGUGAAGAAGGGGCAGUUGCGACUGCGCCCGCGGCCUCGAAAGUCGGUCUGGAAGGCAGUGAAGACGUCUGUGGUGACCAUGGUCAUGGUGGCGGUGGCUGUGGCGGCCCUGUUCGUGGUGUUGCUGAACGGUGGCUUAGGUUAG